CACAAAGCGGCGCCAUCUUGGUAAGGUCACCAACAGUUAGCACUGUGUCUCGAAGAAUGAUACGAACCUGCUAUGCGAGUUCUUUUAUAUGAACAAGAUAAUGUGUAUACUUUUUGAAACAGAAUGGUAUGCAUUUUAAAUGAUAUUAGAAUGCAACCCUUUAAUGCAAGCCAUGACCGGCUAGCUAAGUCUACCUAACUCGAUAGGGUUAGCUAGGUAACUUGGCUAGCAGUAGUGUUUGUUUGCAAGUUAUGCAGCUUUAGUCAGCGAAAUUAGAUGUCAGCUAAAGUGUCAGGCCUGUUUAAACGAAGAAGAAGAACAAAUCGUCAACAUGUCGCUCAGAAAAGAAGUAUUUCAGGCGAAAGUCCUGCAGAGACUCUACCCCACUACCCUAAAGGUAGAAAAAGUGCUCGAGACUCCUGUCCAUGAUCCCAAAGCCGCUAAUUCUUUUAAAGGUUUUCAACUGAAGCCAAGCAAAGCGACUGGUUAUGCAGGAGCGCCUGCUGUAUCAGGCAGGAAGGUGUACACAGUCCUCCCUCCUCCUAAAGACUACGUUCCUGCCAGUGAAGAUGGAUCGGGGUCUCCCACUGAUGCACAACCUGUCAAUAAUGCAGAUGAGAUGCCUGCUGAUCUUUCAGGAUCAGAAGACCGCAACGCUGCUGAAGAUGACGACCAUGCAAGCAAGAAGAGGAAGCGAGGGAGGAAGAGAAAGGCUGCUACACUCUCUGAAGGGAAUCCGCCUACCACCACUGCUGCUGAUAAUGACAAAACCGAAGAUGCUGAGGAGAGAACUAAAGGGAAUGCAGAGGGCUCAGAAUGCAUCAGCAAAAACAAGAGGAGGAAGAUGAAGAAGAAGAGGCACAGAGAGAAGCUGCUCGCACUUGGCCUCGUGCCCCGAUCCAUGGCCCUCGAGUUCACUUACAAACAGAGUGAAGAAAAAGAAAAAGAAGAUGAGGAGGAUGAAGAAAAGAAGGUGGAAGAGGUUCUGGACUUCCUUCAAUCUACACAAGAUCUCUACCUAUCAGAUCGCUCCCGCAGUACAGAUGAUCCCUCUGUCUUUCUCUCUGCGACAGAGUCGCUCUUCACUCGUCUGUCAGAUGGUACCUCGCCCCCUGCUGUUCUGUCCAUCCUGUGUCGGCUCAGAGCGCUGCUGCGUCAGAGGGAGGUGGAGAAGUUACACACCGUGCUGCAGGAGUUCACACACACUUCCACACUGCCUAAAGAUGAGACUAAAGUGAUCUGCACUCUCUUCCACUACUGGAUAACUGAAGUUCUUCCCAUGCAAACGGAAAAGAAGGCGUGACCAUGACAUGCACACAUACGCGCUGCAGUUCAGUUCCAACUCCUGAUCCAGCUCUCUUGUUUAAAAUUAAGAAGAGUUGGAGGAGGAAGCCAUUUUCUGUAAGGGUAUGAAUGAGUGUGAUGCUGCAUUUACUGCCAUCACAAUUUAGGCAUUUGGUGGUUUCAAGGCUAAAAAGGUCUAGUUUAGAUCACUCUCCAAAACAGUGGCCUAUUCCCUACAUCCCCGAAACCAUCAAAAUGCAUUAUGGGUAUUUUGUACAUGCUGGGGCAGUGGUUCCAAAAGUGGGGCUGGUGAAGCCUUUACAUUUUGGGUUGAAGCAUUACAUUUACUUCAUGUGGCUGAUGCUUUUAUUCAAAGCAAUUUACAUUUGAGACAGGAUACAACUGAGGGUUAAGGGUCUUGCUCAAGGGCCCAAGAGUGGCAGCUUGGUGGUGCUGGGAUUUGAACUUGUGACCUUCCAAGCAGUAGCCCAAUGCCUUCACCACUAAACCACCACUUCCUGAAGCAUAGCCAGAGGGUCUGUGGUGUUUUUAUAAUAUCAUUACAUCCAAAACCUCAAUAACUCAAAAGCAACCAGGCCUAGAUAUAAUUUCAAACAGGACCUAAUGUGUUCUGUUUGCUGGAAUUUCAGGAAAAGUGCUGUGGCUGCUAUAAAUAACCAAAAUAUUACUGUACACAUUUAAAUAAAGCCCAGGCUAGGGUACUAGGUUAUACUGUUUGGACACUGUCCUAUAACGAUUUCAUGAGCACACCAGAUAUUGUGCAUUUUGCUCUUGGGCCUGCCUAAAAAGUGGUAAAAUUAGUGCAGAAUAUAUGAUUUUUAGGCAUAAUUCUGUUUACUGGACCAAAUUCCCAUGAAAAUUUUGACAGAUUAUGUGGUUAGCUUAUACAGCUAGCUUGUACUAAUACUGAACUACUGCUGCUCAAUUAGAUGAGUAUGUUUGGAGGAUGUAAGUGCCAAGACAGCUGCCUCUUGGAUGGAAUAAAUUAUGCAUCUGUGUGGAAAUCCAGCUCUAUGAGGUUCAUCUUGACUGUGAAGAAGUCCCUUGAUGAGCAAAAGCAAGUGAUUGCAUAUGUAAUGUCUGUCUUACAAACAGAAAUGCAGUAAAAGUCUCGAUUUUAAAUUGUGUUAAUUAUGGACCGAGUUAAACUUAAUAAAACUUUCACAAUAACAAGAGUGUCAUUUUGACUUGUGAUUCUGGGAAGCACAUAAAAUGCUAAAAGCGUUUGAGGGAUUCUUGCAUUUAUCGCUAGGAGCUUCCAGCUUCGCAAGCCAUGACCUCUCCCGAUGCGACCUUAACUAGCAAGCUAAAGUUACCACUUUACACAGCUACAUUUUUUUUAUAGGAAGUUAUUUCUUGAUAGAGAAAGUUUCCAAAGGAGGUUAUUUCCUGCUAAUAGGUUAUUUCUUGCUAGCUAAAGUUGCCACAAGAGGGUAUUUCCUGCUAAGAGGUUAUUUCAUGCUUGGUAAAGUUGCCACAGGAUUAGAUAUCCAAAGCUGGAACAAGCUUCUGUAUCAGGUUAAAUAUCUGUAAUGCCUUUUUAUUUUAUUUUUUAAAAUCUUUUUUACUUAAUUAGAUAUCAGUGCAGAGUUUUGUCAAAAUAAAAGAACUGACAACUACAGUUACAUCUUCUGCCAUUUCUAUUUAAAUGUAUUAAACUAUUGUCAAUAUCUGCAUUUCUCAGUACUGUAACUGAACUUGGAAAGCAGAAGACCUCUGAUCUAUAAUCAAAGGUCUGCUUCAGUUCUAUCAAAGUUUAAGGAGUUCACUGAAUAUAGAUGUUUAACUCACUCACUCACUCACAGUUAAUUGCAGCAAGCCUUAUUUUCCAUGUUCCUAACAAUAAGCCUCAUCUUUACCAUAACCUUAGUCAUCAUAAGACCUUUAAAAUUUGCAAAACCUGUCAAUUUACUGUUCAUGCUGAUUAUAAAAUACAAUACAAUACUGAGCUCAUAAACAUAAUUAUCGAUCAAAACCACUGGCCCACUCAUAAUGAGUAGCCUUUGGCUUAGCCUCUUAGCAGCUAAUUAUCUUAGCACCAAAUGUCAACAGGCCUUCGCUACUCCCUGUCCUCAUUGCUUAGAUGGUGACAUUUAGUCUCCGGCGCAGGCCCGAGCACUCAUUAUCUCCAUGCUGCUCACACAGUCUGGACAGAAAUG
This is a messenger RNA of Pangasianodon hypophthalmus (striped catfish), 3464 nucleotides long. Its product is annotated as glutamate-rich protein 1. The record is from RefSeq and is a predicted model, not a curated record. NCBI's taxonomy places the organism in Eukaryota, Metazoa, Chordata, Actinopteri, Siluriformes, Pangasiidae. The coding region runs from base 332 to 1303 and encodes 323 amino acids. The transcript is spliced from 6 exons.